AUGUUAGGCAUUCGUCAGCUAUAUCCAUCCUCGGUUGUUCAUGCAGCUUGUAUUUUACCGCUUGAUGACGAUCUGUCACAUAAGACACCAUCCGUACUUCUAGCUGGAACUGGGUUCUCAGUCAAUGUUUAUCACAUCGAAAAGCGGUCACCAUCAUCAGAACUCACGACCAUAUCCAAUGAGGAAAAACUUAGCCACGAUGUCAUUGCCUUCACUCCGACAGGACACUCCAUUAAUAUAGGCAGCAUGGUGAUCCGUAUAGCGGCACUACGCCACCAGAUAGCGAUUUUCCUUACGCGGGAUCUGGAACUUAUUGUUGUACGAUACCAAGCUAAUUUGCCAUGGAACCUUAAUGAAAAAAACAACGUAUCUUGUGCUCAGUCUUUGAGCCACCAGCACCACUGGUGUAUCCUUUAUCGACAUACUUCAUUCACUUCGCCCUUUGGUACUGGGGCGAGAUUGGCAUUGGGGGAGCCCAUGGUUGACCCGAAGCUGAUAGUUGGCGAGAGUGGAAACACAGCACAGGCAAUCAUUUUCAAAAACAACGUACAUACGAUUCACAUUGAGCACCUUAAAUCUGGAAGCGCCGUAGCGACAGCUGGCCUAACGUUUUUUGGUCUUAUAGGCCGAAACAGGUCCUCAAAUUUCUAUCACUGUGCCUGGUUUAGCGAGGCGUCGAUGCCUUCAGGCGAGUUCCGCUUUAGGAACCAUACCAAAAGCGAAAGUACCUAUGUCUAUGGUGAAACUGAUGACACGCGUGCUCAGCGACUGCACGAAGGGUGGAUGCGGGGCUCGCCAUCUGUGGCAGAUGAAGACCUUAUGCUGGACCACAGUAUUAAGGCACUAUCUCAAAAAAAACGAGAGCUUGAGAAAAUGACCCCUAAUCUUCCGACUCGUGAUCCGCGCCUGCCUACAGUACAUAUUAGCAUUGGCUCUUUGGAAGCCGAUUGCUUGGCGCCACUUCCCUCGCCAGGGGUGCCCACGGACUGCUUUGUUCAGCUACUCACCAACCGUUCGUCUAUUUAUGUCUCCUGCUUGAGCAUGGAUUACAACUCCCCGCUUGCGCGUCCUCUAGUGAGGACAUUGUCAUGUCUUCGUGUUCAAACUGAUAGCGCAGGGCGGUCUUGCUCGCCCUACUACAUCAUUACAGCUCCUCCUGGACCGCGGAGCAAAGUGCGGACCCGCGCUUACGCCCUCUCCAGCUCCACCUCUGGCCAGUAUAUCCAUCAUUGGCAGAUAAGCAAGGCUACGAGCACUGAUUUAAGCGUGCCACAGAGAGGCACUCGCUUGACGACAAGUGCUGAGCGCGCGGUUGCCGGCGUCUUUCUAUUUCUAAGUAAACUAUGCUCCUUGUGGCUGUUGCUGGAUGAUGGCUCGCUGACGGAGAUCUCAGACCGGACUCUUACGAUGCUAGAAAGUGACAAUGUCGAAGACCAGAUGAUGGGCGGCACCUCCUGGAUGCACGAAGAGGGGCAGUUCAAUGACUGUCUGGAUGGUGCCUGGAAUCGGUGUGAAAUUAGUGGGCUGCCUCGUGGGUUUAUACCAAGAGGCAUGCAGCCCUUCAAUCAUCGUAGCCAUACUAACCCUAACCCUUAUAUAGCUGUCACACAGCGUUACAUCCUAUUGAUGGACUACAUUUGUGAUGCCUUUGUUGUUGACCUGCAGGAAAGGUGUGUUGUGGGUGGGCUUCUGGGCGAAGGGGCGGUGACAUCUGUGUGUCGAGGUCCUGCACAUUCUAUAGUAGUUUCUCACUCAAAGGGUACACUAACGCUGCUGUCUCCUGUAGUUCCGGCGAUGAUAAGUGCCACUAGGGUGCUCUCUGCUACAGGGGAAGACCCCAACAAGGUGGCAAUACCUGAGCAGAAACCAUUCUUGAAAACGGUGCUACAAGGCUUAUACCCGAUAUGGCGCGGUUGUACGGGCAGCGAAAUAUGCAACCCCCUCUGGGGAGUGUUGGUGUGUGAUGUAAACCACACAUAUCUAUUGUCUUGCAGCGACCACAAUGAGACUGGUCCACUUAUGUUGACGGAGCAUCGAAAACAAGAUGGACCCCCCUACUGGUUAAGUGACGAGCCGACCCUGUAUGUCGCUUCUUUCACUGGUAUCAAUGGGGGUGAUCUCACCUUGGUGCAGUGCACCCAAACUCGACUGUUAGUAGGACAUCAGAUAAUUGAUCUUCCAGGGAAGGUGACCCAUGCAGCUGGGUGUCGAGUGGGAAAGGUGGUCUCGGGUGUGAUUCACACAGUGAUGCUUGUGGCCAUGAUCCUGACAGAUGGACUUAUGCUAUUUUCCUGCUCUUCUGCCUGCGACUCCGGUAUGAGCCCUAUCGUGACAACGCCAGCAUACCAACAAACACAGCCCUGGCCAUAUCCACCAGCCUCUGUGGCCAUUGACGAAAUCAACGAAGAAGAGGUAGUAGUAUUAAUAGGGAUGUGGGACGGUUGCAUAGAUUUUAUCCGUUUAAGAGCAACAGGCGGGGAAGGUCUGUGGAUACUAACGGCUGUAUUCCAUUUGGAUUCACCACUCUGCCCUUCCUCUAUCUCUAGAUUCGAGGACUAUGGUCAACUAUCGAUACCCCGAAGCAUUGUGAGGAUGCGUUGGAGUGGGGAAGCGCACAUACAAUGGAUGAUACUGCACGAUAAUACCCACCUCACCGUUAUCCGUUACGACACCGGUGGUAAAGGUGAAGACGCCUGUAAGCCUAAAUGGGAGUCCGUAACGACGGUGAUGCCGUCUUGUGCUGACCUUUGGGGAACCGGUUUGUCUUGUGUGCUUAGGAACUCGGAAGAUUUCAGUGGGUUCGAUCUUUUGCUCCUUCAGGAUGAGGAAAUGAUAUUGCUAGCCACAGGAGCGGAAGGAGAUAGAAAUGGUGGACUGAGCACUUCGGUGCGCGCCGUAGCCACGAUGGAGACCACACCCCUUGAGUUCUCAUCCAAUGGAUGGCAAAGAGGCUUUGUAGUGCAAACUCGUUCCUCAGCUACGGGGUUGUUGCAACACACUCUUUUCCUAACAGAUGGUCAUGAGUUGGUUGUUGCCUCGCUUCCACAGCUGUUUCGUCGAAGCUGCUGUAACAGUAGCAGCAACACGGCAAGCUUGAGAACUGCCCAGGAUCAAGAAGAUGGUGGUGAGAAAGAGCAUCUGGCAGUAGUAUCGCCGAUAACUUACCACUUGAAGCGCCGUGUGAGGGUUACAUCUAACCCUUCACAGCGGCUCACAAAGACGCUGCACCUAUCUAGCUUAGGGAUAUUGAUGAGCAUUUUAGAUUGCGGAGAAGCACAGUCUUCAAUCCUACUGGCUAUGUCUGAGACUUCGUUCAAGGUAUGCGACUUCCUACAAUUGCCUAAUCAGGUGGCUAUCUGCGCUGCUCAUGUUUCCCCGCCACCAAGGCAACUGGAGGCAUUCGAUGUGGCCUCAGAAGAUAUAGUAUUGAUUGGAACUGCCGCACUAGAAGAUUCAUUGGGUCUCGGUCAGGUCCUUGUUCUGCUUGUGCACCCCCUACGCAUUGUUCACACGGCUCCUGUUAGUGAGGGUGCCGUGAUGGAUCUGUCAGUGUGUCGGAAAGCAAGCAAUCGUGGUGAGGAUUCACUGCAUCACGAUAUUAUCGAGGAUGACGCUGAGAUCCUUGUAGCAGUAUGUUGUGGCCCGUUGGUCUGUGUGUAUAAGCUAGCGGGUUACGCCUUAUAUCCGCUCACCUCGCAUCGCUUUGAGGUAGACUGCACGAGUAUUUCCCUAUGCCAGAUAUUUGUGAGUGUGGGCCUUGGUAGCCUUGGCAACGCAUUUCUACAGCUUGUGUAUCCCCAAAACACCUCCAUAGCGCGGGACUGCACUGGCAAUGCAAUAACUGAUGACACAUUACUGUUAGAGGAUACCUUGUCAUACGCUAGCUCCAGCACUGUCAAUGGUGACAGUGAAAAUGGGGUGUUAACUGAUGAAGCACAAACUGAGGCGGCAGGGGAGAUGGAAGGUGGCAGAACCCACAGCGGCAAGGACAUUGCAGCAUGCCUAAAUGACUCAGCAACUCCAAAACUCAGGAUGGUUGCGCGGGAGCCCACGCUCGGGGCUGGUGUUUUUAAGCAAGAUACGUACCGUAACCGUUCAGUGCGCGUUGACGACGAUGGAGGUGUGUACAUCAGUUUCCUUUCCUCCUCGGGCAAUAGGAAUUUCGAACGUUGUUCACAGUGGACUGGGGCCGUUGGCGAUUGUCAAGUUGUGAUGACACAUUGCUGGGGGUUGCCCUCACCAGCUUCAGCGGUGAAGGUAGAAGUUCUGAUGACCACACGGGCAGUCGCGCAAAGCCAACCCCGCCGCCUUCAUUGGUGCGAGCGCAGUGGCGUACUGCUGCCUGCGUGUGAUGAUAGCGUAGCCAUAUUUUUUGGUUGCCUUGAUGGCAGCCUGUUCGCAGCUGUCGAGCUGCCAUAUGUAUUCGCGUUUCCGUUGCUGCGUAUGGAACAGGUUAUAACUGAUUAUUAUCGUAACUUUGAAUCCAUCUCGAUCCGAAACGACGUCGCAUACGCAUCUUACUCUGCCACAAACAAAUUUCAGUCCUGCAGUCUCUAUUCGCCAUUUUCAUCCAAACUUAAGAGAGUGAAUCAAGUUAUCCCGGUCCCUAGCGCCCAAUACGUCUAUGAAUCUGUUCCCUUCGUCGCGUCUAGUGCUCUAAAGGCAGGGACACGUGUGGUGAUGAAAAAAGGCGCGGUAUGGUUAGAUGCUGUGAGUGAAUAUUUCCUUCUCAAAAGGGCUGUCCUGGGCAAUGCAGUGCGUUUUGAGGACCUAAUACCAGAUGUAGUGGAACGUAGUCGUAUCGAACACAAGUAUCACACGCUGCAUAAUGCCCUAAUAAACACACUGCAUGAAGAAUACGGAAACGAGUUAUCUUUAAUGGACUGUGAAGAGAUACUCAAUGCAUGGUAA
This is a messenger RNA of Phytomonas sp. EM1, 4911 nucleotides long. The record is from the annotation of a GenBank genome assembly. Lineage: Eukaryota; Euglenozoa; Kinetoplastea; Trypanosomatida; Trypanosomatidae.